Molecule: messenger RNA, 1086 nt
Organism: Drosophila yakuba
Lineage: Eukaryota; Metazoa; Arthropoda; Insecta; Diptera; Drosophilidae
Product: deubiquitinase DESI2
Exons: 5
Coding region: 215-832 (205 amino acids)
Biological process (GO): protein deubiquitination
Molecular function (GO): deubiquitinase activity
Source: RefSeq, a predicted model, not a curated record
UGGCACAAGUGACAACUCUGCAACCAAUCCAUAAACAAAAAAAUUUUGUGUAAACGAGAAACAAAAAGCGGAAGUUGAAAAACAACACUGUAGCGUAUAGUUUGGACCCUUAUGAUUUGUUAAGUUUCUGUUUUGGAAAAUGGGAUGCUGAGACAGCCCUGAACAGGUACUUCAUAUACUUUGAGCCCCACAAAACCAACGACGCAUUUAAUCAAUGUUCUCCAACGGAUUGCCGUGCAAUCUGUCGUUUCCGAGCUGUCUUAGUGUACCAAAAGACGAGAUCGGUAAUGAAGAGCUCCUGCCAUCCAAUAUGGGGACUCGCGAGCCUGUUAUACUCAAUGUCUACGAUAUGUACUGGAUCAACGAGUACACCACCUCAAUCGGUCUGGGCGUAUUUCACUCCGGCGUAGAAGCGUUCGGCACAGAAUUCGCCUACGGUGGACAUCCAUUCCCGUUUACGGGUGUAUUUGAGAUCUCACCGCGGGAUCACGACGAGUUGGGCGAUCAGUUCCAGUUCCGGCAGAGCAUCCAAAUCGGCUGCACCGACUUCACGUACGAGGAGGUGCGACGAAUCGUCGAGGAGCUGGGCAAUCAGUUCCGGGGCGACCGAUAUCAUCUCAUGAACAACAAUUGCAACCACUUUUCGGGCUCUUUAACUCAGAUACUUUGCGGCCAAGAAAUACCCAGCUGGGUCAAUCGUUUAGCGCAUUUCAGCUCCUGUGUGCCAUUUCUACAAAGAUGUUUGCCAAAAGAAUGGCUGACACCGAAUGCCUUGCAGCAAAGCAUUACCACAAUCCAAGAACGCGAAGACUCCGACAACAGCCCCCUUUGAGACGUUACCUGACCGAAAAUACACAAGCGAUCAUAGUUCACAUCCAACAACAGUCGUAAGACCAACAUUGUUAAGUUACACAGAGCGAAAAGCCGGGUUACUCAUGUCACAUCAAUUUCCAAGCCUACAAAGCCCCUAAAUAGAAAGCAACAACUAUUAUGAAUAGACUUAAAUUAGGCGAAAUACAUACAUACUUACAUAGAACAUAACUACAUUGAGACAUACUUAUACAUAAAUGCGAAGUGACUAAAUUA